This is a messenger RNA of Cotesia glomerata, 2550 nucleotides long. RefSeq lists its product as uncharacterized. Gene Ontology annotation, biological process: DNA integration. The record is from RefSeq and is a predicted model, not a curated record. The coding region runs from base 1 to 2550 and encodes 849 amino acids. NCBI's taxonomy places the organism in Eukaryota, Metazoa, Arthropoda, Insecta, Hymenoptera, Braconidae. The transcript has 2 exons. Gene Ontology annotation, molecular function: nucleic acid binding.
AUGAUAUCUACGGUGGAGCAGACAACGAAGAAGACGCUAUCAAGGCUGCAGUACAAACAAAAAGCUCUGUGUGCAGCAGGCUGCUUCCCGCUUGCCAAAUGGGCUAGCAAUAGCCCACGGUUACUCGCUGAAGUCGCUCCAGAAAAGCAGCUGGAUACACCGCUUAAAGAAAUCAGUGAUGCACCAGUAAAAGUCCUGGGCAUGUACUGGAAUUCACGCACUGACGCUCUCCAGUUCAAGUACACGCUACCGCCAGAUACGCCUAAGACAAAGAGAGCUAUUUUGUCUGAAAUCGCUAAGCUGUAUGAUCCGCUAGGACUUCUCGCACCAAUAGUCGUCAAAGCCAAGAUCUUUAUGCAAAAUCUGUGGCUAGAUAGAGUGUCAUGGGAUGAACAAUUGUCACCAUCACUCAUUCACAAAUGGACUGGAUACCGCGAGGAUCUUCGAAACAUCGAAUCCAUCCGCAUUCCACGCUGGAAUAAUAUAGCACCUGGAGCAACUAUGGAAUUGCACGGGUUCUCAGACGCUUCGCAAAACGCUAUGGCUGCCGCUGUUUAUUUGAGAGUCACUGACGCUGAUGGGAACACAAAGGUCUCACUUUUGUGUUCAAAAACGCAAGUAGCACCACUGAAAACCAUGACAAUCCCACGCUUGGAAUUAUCUGCCGCAUGGUUGCUAACACAACUGAUACUUCAUGUUAAAGAAGUUCAGUCGCUUGAAAAUGUCAGGAUCAAUCUCUGGACUGACUCCGCCGUGACUCUCGCAUGGAUUAAAAGUCCAGCAAUCCGCUGGAAGACAUUCGUCCGCAAUCGAGUGGGAAAAAUCCAAGAAACGCUUCGAGAUAUCUCCUGGAAAUUUAUUCCAGGAAAACAAAACCCCGCUGACUGCGCUUCAAGAGGUAUACCUACGCUAAAACUGAAACAACACGCUCUCUGGUGGCAUGGACCAACUUGGCUUCAUGAACCAGAAUCCUCUUGGCCCACUCUGGAACCUCCAACCGACAACGCAACGCAUCGAGAAGAACGCCAAGGUCUGACACUAGUAACUUGGAAAGCAGAAAAUUGCCUGCUCCAACAAUUACUGUCGCAUUACACGCAGCUAGUUCCACAAUCUUCGCUGGCCUACCCGCUUACUCCAUCAGACCUGGAGCGCGCUAAAUUGACCUUGAUUAAGUUCACUCAAGGACAAUACUUCGCUAGAGAGAUUUACACGCUACAAGAUGGUGAUGGUCUGCCUAAAAAUAACAGCAUCACUAAGCUGACUCCGUUCAUCGACCAUCAGGGGGUCCUGAGAGUCGGUGGCCGCUUGAAAAACGCAUUGCUGGACCCAGAAGAGAGGCAUCCAGCGAUUCUACCGCGACAAUCACCGCUUACAUUAAUUUUGAUUGAUGACUCGCACCGCAAAACGCUUCACGGAGGUACUCAGCUUACGCUCGCUGACUUACGCAAGAGUGUCUGGAUCAUUGGAGGCCGUGUUCCAGUCAGAUCAUUUAUUUUACGCUGCGUUAUCUGCACGCGACACCGUGGAGAACGCGCUCAACAGUUGAUGGGUCAACUACCCGCCGCACGAGUACAGCCAACUCGAGCCUUCUUGCAUACAGGACUCGACUACGCUGGACCUAUCACGCUGAAAACGUUUCAAGGACGUGGAGCAAAAACAUACAAAGGCUGGAUUGCAGUCUUUGUAUGCAUGUUCAGUUCAGCUGUACACUUAGAGCUAGUAACUGACUACACCGCUGCCGCUUUCAUCGCCGCUUAUCGCCGCUUCACUAGUCGCCGAGGUAUCUGCCACACGCUAUAUUCAGACUGUGGAACCAAUUUUGUAGGAGCAGAUAAAGAGCUGAAACGACUAUUCACUGCAGGAUCCCGCACAUUACGAGAAUUAUCAACCUUGAUCGCUCAAGAUGGCACGAACUGGAAAUUCAAUCCGCCUGGAGCUCCACAUUUUGGAGGAAAAUGGGAAGCCGCUGUGAAAUCUAUCAAAUUUCACCUUCGAAGAACUAUCGGAGACUCGCUGUUGACGCUUGAGCAAUAUUCAACGCUACUGGCUCAAAUUGAAGCCAUAUUGAAUUCCAGACCGCUCACACUGCUGAAUGAAGAUCCUGCUGACCUGGCUGUACUGACUCCAGGUCACUUCUUAAUCGGACAGUCACUGACCGCUAUCCCAGAGCCAUCGCUGACAGAUUUACAACCUGCUCGGCUCUCGCACUGGGAACAAGUCCAGCAAAUGGUUCAACAUUUCUGGAAACGCUACUACCAGGACUGCAUCCACCGCUACCAGGCCAUUUCAAAGUGGCAUCAUCGACGCAACCAGAUCAAGGUGGGUUCAGUAGUACUGAUCACCACUGAGGAUCUCCCACCAACCAAGUGGCCAUUAGCCAAAGUAAUUGCUGUCCAUCCAGGUGAAGAUGGACAAAUCCGCGUAGUAACUGUUAAGACAGUUAACACAGAGCUGGUACGUCCAAUUACAAAGCUCUGUGUCCUGCCGCUAACGCAUGAAGAAGAUGAUCUUGUCGACGCAGCCGCCAACCCGGGGGAGAAUGUUCGGUGA